AGCAAAUAAAGCAAAAAUUCCAAAAUCCUUUCCUUCGAUUUGUUCCAAAAAUCUCUGAAAGUUUUCAACUUUAAUCAGUUUGGGGAAGAACACACAAAUCUCUUGAAUGCAAUGUGAAAAAAGGAACAGUUUUUACCGACGAGGAUGGUGGCUGCAGCGAUUUCAACCACUGACCCAAGAAACCCACCUCGAGAUCGACAAGAUAAACCUCAAUCCUUAACCAACAAUGGCGGACAAAGAAGACCCAGAGGCAAACAAGUUCCUUCUCGCUACUUAUCUCCAUCUCCUUCUCACUCUGUCUCUUCCAACACCACUACCACUACCACUACCACAUCCUCUUCCUCCUCUUCUUCUUCCUCUGCAAUACUCAGAACUAGUAAACGAUACCCAUCUCCUUCGCCUUUACUCUCUCGCUCCACGACCAAUUCCGCUUCUAAUUCCAUCAAAACGCCGUCUUUGUUACCUAAGCGGUCUCAAUCAGUGGACCGUCGUCGACCCUCGGCGGUUCCCGUCACUGUAGGCAGUGAAAUGUCGGCGGCUACAAAGAUGCUUAUCACUUCCACUAGGAGUUUGUCUGUUUCGUUUCAAGGUGAAGCCUUUUCUCUUCCGAUUAGUAAAAAGAAAGAGGCUACUUCUACGCCGGUUUCUCACCGGAAACCUACUCCGGAGCGACGGAGAUCGACGCCGGUUCGAGAUCAGAGAGAGAACUCUAAGCCAGUGGAUCAGCAACGGUGGCCUGGAGCUUCUCGGAGGGGGAAUUCUGAAUCUGUUGUGCCGAAUUCGCUUUCUAGAAGCUUAGAUUGUGGCAGUGAUAGAGGAAAGCUUGGAUCUGGGUUUGUUGGGAGGUCAAUGUUGCAUAAUUCUAUGAUUGAUGAGAGUCCUAGGGUUUCUGUUAAUGGGAGAUUGAGUUUAGAUUUGGGAGGUAGGGAUGAAUAUUUGGAAAUUGGAGAUGAUAGCCAGAGAAGACCUAAUAAUAAUGGUUUGACGUCUAGUGUUUCCUGUGACUUCACUGCUUCGGAUACUGAUAGUGUUUCUUCUGGUAGCACUAAUGGUGUCCAGGAAUGUGGUUCUGGUGUUAAUGGGGAAAUCUCUAAAUCAAAGAGCUUGCCUCGUAAUAUUAUGGCUUCUGCUAGGUUUUGGCAAGAGACUAAUAGCCGGUUAAGGCGGUUGCAGGAUCCAGGUUCGCCUUUAUCCUCUAGCCCGGGUUUGAAAACAAGUAGUAUAUCUUCAAAGUUUGGUCUUUCGAAACGGUUUUCUAGCGAUGCUGUUCCUUUAUCAUCUCCUCGUGGUAUGGCUUCUCCUGUAAGAGGUUCUGCUAUUCGCUCUGCUUCACCAAGUAAGCUUUGGGCGACAACUACGUCAUCUCCAGCUAGAGCACUUUCGAGUCCUUCUCGAGUGAGAAAUGGAGUUUCUGAUCAAAUGAACGCUUAUAACCGCAACAAUACGCCUUCAAUUCUUAGUUUCUCUGCUGAUAUUAGGAGAGGGAAAAUUGGGGAGGAUCGUGUUAUGGAUGCACAUUUGUUGAGGCUUCUAUAUAACCGUUACCUGCAGUGGCGGUUUGUCAAUGCGAGGGCAGACUCUACUGUUAUGGUGCAAAGAUUGAACGCGGAGAAAAACCUGUGGAAUGCAUGGGUAUCAAUCUCGGAAUUGCGGCACAGUGUCACUUUAAAACGAAUCAAGUUGCUUUUGCUAAGGCAGAAAUUGAAACUGGCUUCUAUUCUGAGGGGACAGAUGGGUUUUCUAGAAGAAUGGUCUCUUCUGGAUAGAGAUCAUUCAAGUUCUUUGUCUGGAGCAACUGAAUCCUUGAAAGCCAGUACGCUUCGUCUACCAAUAGUUGGAAAAACCGUGGUUGAUAUCCAAGACCUCAAGCAUGCUGUUAGUUCAGCCGUCGAUGUAAUGCAAGCUAUGUCAUCUUCCAUAUUCUCACUGACGUUGAAGGUGGAUGAGAUGAAUUCUGUAAUGGUCGAAACCGUGAAUGUAACUGCUAAGGAAAAGGUUUUGCUUGAAAGAUGUCAAGGUUGCUUAUCAAGAGUAGCAGCUAUGCAGGUUACUGAUUGUAGCAUGAAAACGCACAUAAUACAACUAAGUCGGAUACCAAUCACAAGCAGCUUGACUUCACAACUGUAGAAAAACUGAUCUUCCUCAAGAGAACAGAUUUGUUCUUUUUGACUACACUACUCACCAAGAACAGAGUUGCUAACACGGGCCUUUUCCUUCCACGAAUCCGACCUUAUCGUUUUCAAACCAAGAUCAAGGUUAGAUUCGCGGAUUAUCAUCUCUCUCUCUCUCGCUCUCUCUCUUUUGCUCUUGUAGUUCUACAUUUGUUUUAUAUAAAGAUUGCAGGUAAUU
Molecule: messenger RNA, 2349 nt
Organism: Arabidopsis arenosa
Lineage: Eukaryota; Viridiplantae; Streptophyta; Magnoliopsida; Brassicales; Brassicaceae
Source: the annotation of a GenBank genome assembly